This is a messenger RNA of Talaromyces amestolkiae, 873 nucleotides long. RefSeq lists its product as uncharacterized. The record is from RefSeq and is a predicted model, not a curated record. The coding region runs from base 1 to 873 and encodes 290 amino acids. Gene Ontology annotation, cellular component: NuA4 histone acetyltransferase complex. The transcript has 3 exons. Lineage: Eukaryota; Fungi; Ascomycota; Eurotiomycetes; Eurotiales; Trichocomaceae.
AUGGCCGACGCCGCACCCACCACGGCGACCGCAACACCAAAUCCAGCUCCAACCAGUACCACCGCGAACACUACAACCAGCGCAUCAAACACCACAAAUCAGGCAUCGCAAAACGCAACGACGCAAAACACAAUGCCCUCGAACGCAGCUACAACGAAUAAAAACCCUGGCGCAAACCCUACUGCUGCUGCUUCUUCAACGGGCGCGAACGGCAGCAACAACAACAGCGCAGCAGCGGCAGCAAACAACGAGAACCGCGGCUUACCAUACUACGAAAAACUACGUCGCGAGCUACGCGACACUCUGCAGAAGAAGAGGCUUAUGGAUAAAAGCAUGGCCCAACUUGAAGAACAAAUCUACCGCUUUGAGCAAUCAUACCUCGAAGACACCAGCGCCGGCAACAUAAUCAAGGGCUUCGACAACUACAUCAAAGGAUCAAGCAGCUCUUCGGGUCUGGGAGGAAGUGGUGGGGCAGGCAGUUUAUCGAUUUCGGGCUCGACGGGCACCGCGAUUACAGGUGGAAGACGGAAAGCUGCGUUUUCGGAGGUUGAUAGGGUUUUCAGUAGGAGUUCGGCUUCGUUUAUGAGAGAUUCUCCAGCCCCGUCAUCGGCCCAAACUACACCUUCACACGCACCGACCCCGACAUCUUCGCAUGGCGGACCUUCCUUAACACUAAACAAUGGCAACGGAAACGGCACAAGCACCAAGUCCGAAGGCUCAAAGGGAGGAUCGUCGAAAAACAAAAAGAAAAGCGGUGGUGGGUCUGGAUCAGCGUCUACACCCGUGGCGACGAAGGAUGAAGAUGAUUUUGAUUUUGAUGGGUCAAGUAAGCCGCCUGCGAAGAGAUUGAAGAUUACCUAUGGGCGGGAUUGA